CAAUUUCUGAUGAUCAUUCAAAACCAGCCACUCUAUAAUUUAUAUGACUAAUUUAUAACCUUCCUAUAUGGUAACACUAUAUGUUGAUCCUUAGAUUCGAAUGCUAGUGGUUUCCCUUACCCAUUGGCAAAUAGGGUGGUGAUGAUGUUGUGGGAUAAAAAUAAAAAUAAAAAGUUGUAGACUUUUAGGAGAUGGGAGUGAAACAGCAAGGGAUGAUGGAGGAGGAGAAAGAAGAAACAACCAACCACAACCUGGAACAAAACAAAAACCAAAACCUUAACCUAGACCACAACAACCACCCUUCUAACACUCUCCCAAUCAAGGAAGAGAGUGGUUUUAGAUCAAAGGGUUUUGGAAGUGGUGACAGAGUGAAGAGAGAUGAAUGGAGUGAAGGAGCAGUGUCAACCCUUCUUGAAGCCUAUGAAGCCAAAUGGGUGCUCAGAAACAGAGCCAAACUCAAGGGCCAUGACUGGGAGGACGUGGCUCGACACGUGUCAGCACGUGCCAACUGCACCAAGUCACCCAAAACCUCCACACAGUGCAAGAACAAGGUGGAGUCCAUGAAGAAGAGGUACAGAUCAGAGUCGGCAACUGCAGAACAUCCCUCCUCCUGGCCUCUCUAUUCGCGCCUCGAUCUUCUUCUCAGGGGAACUGGCCCUCUCCUCUCCUCGCCACCACCCCCGCCGCUCGCGGUGCCACCCUCGUCGGCAGAACCGCCGCAACAGUCGCCGCCGUCAGAGCCACUUGCAGUUGUGCAGAACUCGAAUGGAUCCAAUGGGGUUGAUGAUAAGCUUGUCAAGGAAGAUGUGUUAGGAGAAAAGUGUUGUGAAGAAGUAUGUAGGAAGAAUCCAUUGGAGACAGAUAGCAGCACUCCUGCAGUAUACAGCAAUAAGAAGGAAAAGAGGAAGAAGAAGGUGAAUGAUGAGAAGAGAAGAGGGAGAAGAAGGAAAGAGUAUAUGGAGAUAGGAGAAAGCUUAAGAUGGUUAGCAGAAGCUAUGAUAAGGUCAGAAGAAGGAAGAAUGGAGACAAUGAAGGAGAUAGAGAGAAUGAGAGUUGAAGCUGAGGCCAAGAGAGGGGAAAUGGAUCUCAAGAGAACUGAAAUAAUUGCCAACACACAGUUAGAGAUUGCUAGGAUCUUUGCUACUGUCAACAACAAACCUCUUGAUUCUUCUCUAAGAAUUGGAAGGAAUUAAGAUCUUAAAUAAAUCAUGUUUUUUCUUGUAACUGCACAUAAACAUAACGAAUAAUAAUGUUAUGAAAUAGUUUAGAGGGAAAAAAUAUUCUCAAAUUGGUGGGGAAUGUUUUUCCAGAAUGCAUAUUGGGGGAUUACGAUUCCGAAUGUCUCUCACACUAUUAUCAAUUAACUGUAUUAUAUUGAGUAAAAAAAAUUUGAAUUGUUUCCAAUAAAAAUUGAAUUCUAUCAUUUUAUAAUUUA
This is a messenger RNA of Vigna angularis (adzuki bean), 1435 nucleotides long. Its product is annotated as trihelix transcription factor ENAP2. Gene Ontology annotation, cellular component: nucleus. Bases 192 to 1193 code for a protein of 333 amino acids. Gene Ontology annotation, molecular function: transcription cis-regulatory region binding. The transcript has 2 exons. NCBI's taxonomy places the organism in Eukaryota, Viridiplantae, Streptophyta, Magnoliopsida, Fabales, Fabaceae. The record is from RefSeq and is a predicted model, not a curated record.